GCAAAGCAUAAGCAAGUCAUCCCAAGUCCGAGAAAAUCACGAACGUUUACUUUUUAUUUUAAAUUGCAUUGUGCGUAGAUUAAUGUGGAUUAUUGUGACUUGACAUUACAUUUCGCGUUGAAAAUGGCUGCAAUUUUACGUGUAAAACGAAAAAAUACCGAUUCUCCACUGGACGCGUUGGUAAUUGCAUGUAAACGCUCAAAAACUGAGGGCUCCAUUUCGGACACCUCACCUGUGGAAACCAUUGUUCAGUUUGCUGGCACCCUUACAGAUCCGACCGAAAAUGUCACAAAGCACGUGGGUAAGUUUCUGGACAAGGAAAAUCUCAAAGCUAGUGUCAAGAGAGUGUCUGAUAGUGAUUAUCCUGCAAAUAUUUCUGGAAAAAUACCUAAAUGGAUAGAUGACAGAUACAAAGUUACUGAUUACCAAUCACUAGAUACAUCGAAUGAUCCAGAGUUUAAGGAUAUGAAUAUGGUACUCAUAGAUGUGGAAGACCUCUUUAGUGUUCAUUGUCAGACAACAGAAGAGCAAGUGAAGGAUGUUCCAGAGGAGGAGCUUCACAAUUAUGUAUAUGAUUUGUAUUGUGCACAAACUUGUAAGGAGUGGUUUGAAAAUGAUGAGAAUAAUAUAUUGGUACUACGACCAGAUUACUUAGAUUCAGUAGAGUUUGAACAAGAUGAUCAAUCUUCGGAUUCUAAUGCAGAAUCAAAUUGGAGAAAUGAUUAUCCCGAUACAGAUCCUGAUCGUAGAUCUGAAUCAUCAUUGAGUGAUUAUCUCGAUAUUUUCAACGACGACAAUGAAUGUUAUGAAUAUAGAAGAACUAAAGAUAUUUUUGAUGUUCUAUUUCGCAAAAGAAACGAAGAGAGCAUUAGUUCACACAGCGAUUUGGAGAGUAUGUCAGAUGAAGAUGAAAUAUCUUCUAAUGAAGAAACAUCAGAUGACGAAAGGACGGAAGAGAAAUUCCAUACAUUGUCAAUAAAUGAUUAAGACAUCUAUCCAUAA
Molecule: messenger RNA, 1002 nt
Organism: Trachymyrmex septentrionalis
Lineage: Eukaryota; Metazoa; Arthropoda; Insecta; Hymenoptera; Formicidae
Gene: fs(2)ltoPP43
Product: probable RNA polymerase II nuclear localization protein SLC7A6OS
Exons: 3
Biological process (GO): developmental process
Source: RefSeq, a predicted model, not a curated record